Molecule: messenger RNA, 1051 nt
Organism: Carya illinoinensis
Lineage: Eukaryota; Viridiplantae; Streptophyta; Magnoliopsida; Fagales; Juglandaceae
Product: protein COFACTOR ASSEMBLY OF COMPLEX C SUBUNIT B CCB4, chloroplastic
Exons: 7
Coding region: 81-977 (298 amino acids)
Biological process (GO): cytochrome b6f complex assembly
Cellular component (GO): chloroplast
Source: RefSeq, a predicted model, not a curated record
GCUAGAGACUGACAUUUGGCUAGCUCUUGUACCCUGGAAAAGAGGCCAACGCCCACCUUUCUGUCCCAUCUUUUACUACGAUGGAAGUGGGAAGUCUUUAUUUCCAUUGCCGACCGAUUCCAUGGAGCCCCGAACUACGUCGUCUUACUAAGCCCACUUUACCGCGCUUCUUAUUCUUCUGUAGGGCUUCUUCUUCCUCUUCAAAUUCACGGGCUGAUUAUAAAGGGCCAAAGCCAAGGAGGGAUUGGGUCGCUGAUUUGGUCUCUAACAACGACGACGCCGUCCGGAGCUUGCCGAUUUAUGUUGGAGGGGCGUCGCUGUUGGCUGUUCUCAUCAACCGCACCGUUUCGGGCAUUGCUCCGGUUGCCGAUGCCAGCAGUUCACAGUCAAGAGCUGAUCUUUUGGCACUUGGAUUGGCUGUCACUAAUAUUCUAACUGGUCUAGUAUGGCUGUCGAUCCGACCAAAGCCUAUAUCUGUGGUAAAUCCUGAAGGGGUUGAAUGUCAGAGAAUAUAUUCUCAUCUCCCCGAUUCUGUAUCUUCUGAAUUAUUGUGGGUGUGGGAAUCUCUGUCAGAUGUGACAUGCUGCAGGACUCUAAUUGUUGUUUAUGAUGGCCACUGUAUCCUUCAAAUUGGUUUUGCAGCUAAAUCUUCCAUUGGUGAUGGUGAGCCUGUGGCAGUGGAUGCCAUUAAACUAACGCAGGGAUCCCUCUAUCAGAAUGUUAUAAAAUCUGGAGCUCAGACCUACUUGGCCAACCUAUCUCUUUAUCCUGGAAAGUCUGAGCUGCCAUUUCUGCCUUCAAAUACACAGGCAGUAAUUCUGCAGCCGCUUGGAGAGAAAGGAGUUGCAAUAAUUGGUGGUGACACCAUUAGGGGUUUUACUACUUCUGAUCAGGCAUGGAUUACUUUAAUUGGAGAAAAGCUGGAUGCUACGAUUGCUAAGAAUGUUAAAAACCUCACAUUGUCGGCACAAGAGUGACUCUGAAAGAAAGACUGAUGUUAAUCUUACCAAAGAUCAUGUGUGCAUAACUUUUGUUGGGGCCUUUACGCAAG